AUGGAAAACGGUCGAAAAAGAAGAAUUUUGCAAUCGAAAGUGUGGUUUCGAAAACAAAAAAUAAAAUUGGGCGCGCUCUUUGUCUGCAAUGUUCGUCAGGUGUGGUGUUUGCACAGUGAAUGAACUUUGUGGGCAAAUUGCCAAAUUAUUUUAUUUUUCCGAGUUUUCAAGUGUUUUUCAAGAGUUCUCAUCACAAAUUCUAUUACAGGUAAUGAUCGGUCGCUUGGGAUUGAGUAGAGCGGCUGUACGUGGCUUUGCUUCCGCUGAACCUGCGAAAUUCACAGUACAACCAGCGAUUGAAAGAGCACCAACUGAUUUGUUGAAAGCGCUUUCUGAAACAGUUGGAACCGAUCCAACAGCUCCACAUUUUGCUUUCAUCGAUGAUCCGGCAACAAUUCCAUCUACUGCAUCAGCAAAGAGAACAUAUUUCAUGGCAAAGGAAUUGGGAAAACGAGCAGCUCGCGAAUUAGCAGCCGAAUGGCCAACUCUUUUUGCAUUCGAUCGAGAUCAACCAAGACUUCCAGUUUUUCGACCUGAAAAUCUUCCGGAUCCUCUUCAAAUCGAACCAACAGAGAAAAAUUUGCUGAGAAUGAUUGAAAGUCGAGAAGUUGAAGAUUGCUGUUUGCUCUACGAACGAAUGCGAUCAGAAAAUAUCGACGUCAGUCAAAAAACACAAUUAGAAUUGUUCAAAUUAGUUGCAUACUAUAAUUCUUCAAAUAUUCCGUUUGCUGAAUGGGUUGAAUGGGUUGGAAUGAGAAAUUUUGGACAAAAUGAUAAAGCUGAAUGGAAAGCGGUAAGAUCAUUUUUUAAUGUUGAAAAAAAUAUUUGUUUAUAGGCUGGAGUGGCUGAUUUGCUUUUUGAAACUAUUCCAAGAAACGAUGAAACAGUAUCAAUUAUGAUUGCUGCUCUUUCGAAAUUCGGCGAAAAUUCAAAAGCCAAAGCACUUUUCAAAGAACAUACUGAAGCUGGUGGAAAAGUUCAUAUUGAAGCAUAUAAUGGUUUGAUCGCAAAUUCUGAUUUCAAAAGUGCAUUGGAUAUUCUAAAAGAUUUGAAAACAAUUAAACCAAAUGUAUCAACGUUUUCGGCUUUGCUUGAAUCUGCUUCCAGAAUUGGAAAAUUUGAGGAUAGAAUUAAUGCAUUCACAAGAAUUAUUGGCGAAAUGCAAGCCUUGAAAAUUGAACCAACAUUGACAACUUAUUAUUAUAUUCUUAAAAAUAUCAUUGAUUCGAAAACCCAAAAAUUAUUGAAUGAGGCGAAAAAUGAUGAAUCCGAAAAGAAAUAUCAUAAUCAAAUUGUAAGUUUUUUUUAACUGGUGUGAUAUUUGCGUGUUAUAUCAUAAGCAUUGUUUCAGGUUGUCUCGAUUUCAUGGUUAUCUGAAAUUCUCGAUAAAAUCGAAAAUAAACAAUUAGAAGUUUCUUCAAAUAAUUGCAAUGUAUUCUUUGCGGAAGCAAUGGGUGUUGCAUAUCGAGGUGCAAAUUUGGAAAUCAGUCAAAGAUUAUUGAAAAUCUAUGAAAGUUCGAAUAAUAAUGUAAAGAUGCCUGCUUUCACAACAGAAUCAUUGUUCUAUAAUCGAUAUCUUCAACUUUUCAUUGAACAAAGUACAUCAAUUGAACAAAUAUAUCAGAAAUACAAGUAAGAAUCACGCGAUACUUAUAUAUAUAUAUAAUUUUCAAAAUUUCAAAUUUUCAGAGACUUCGUUCCACGUCUUGUUGGAGUUAGUAAUUCAUUGAGUGGUUCAGUGUACAGAAAAUUAUCGAAAGAAGCACAUUGGCCACUUUUACGAAGAGUUAUUCAAGAUGGAAUAUCUGCUGGACAAAUGACAACUGCAAUGGGAGAAGAAAUGAGAAAACAAUUAAUUGAAGUUCAAUAUCAUGUUAGUUCAGAUUUUCUGUUCAAAAAUAUCCCAAUUUCAAUAUUUCAGACACUUUCUGUCAAUGAACGAGAUGAAUUCAAUCAACUUGUCCAAAAAUUAGUUUCAACUUGGAUUGAAUUCAGUAAAUUCACAGAAGAAUAUGCGAAACGAUUGCAAAGAAAGUUAUCACCGAGUCAGAUUUCGGAAUGUGCUUUAUUAUUGACAAGAAUUGGAGAAUAUCAAAAAGCUUUUGAGUUAUUAGAAUUGUUAUUAGAUGAAGAAGCAAGUCAUGGUGAAGAAUCAACUGUUUUGGCACAUGGAUAUGCAAGACCACAUGUUAUGUCUGCAUUGUUUGAGGAUUCGUUGAGACGAAAAGAUUCAUAUGCGUGAGUUUUUUGAAACAUAAAAAAAUUGAGCUCUCGAAAACAGAAUUUACCCAGAAUGUAACUCACGUUUUUUAAAAUUUAUUGAAAUGCCAGUAUGCAAAGUUGAAACUGAAAAAUUCAUAAAGGUCACGCUACAAAAAAAAGUUAAAAAUUCUUGCCUCGUUUCACACAAUUUUAUUCUUCAUAACAUAUUUUGUAAUUUCUUGAAAAAACGUUGGAUGAAAUUUUGAGUUUUCAAUUUAUUUUCAAAUCCUGCUAAACUCCUCAAUUGAGCUUUAGAUGUUCAUUAUUUUCUCAGCCAAUUUGAAAAAAAACUUUAUUCUUGUGUUUUUUCUGAAACAUCACCUCUUCGACCUUCUAGACAAUUUUUUCUUUUAAAAUGUCACGAACGUUUUUGUGAUCUCACAUCAAAAUUAAAAAGUGUAAAAAUGACCCUUUACCAAUACAAAAAAUGUAAAAAAAAAUACAAAAUCGAAUUAAUAUCCGGUCUAUUUGUUUUUUUUUCAGUGCCGCUCUUUGCCUUCAAAUUAUGUCACUUCAUAGUAAUCGAAAUAAAUUGGAACCAUUGGCUAAUCGAAUUUUCGAGAAAUGUUCUUUGACCGAAUCACAACAAAAAAUCAUUCAAAGUUUCAUUCGACUUCGUCCACAAUAA
This is a messenger RNA of Caenorhabditis angaria, 2890 nucleotides long. Lineage: Eukaryota; Metazoa; Nematoda; Chromadorea; Rhabditida; Rhabditidae. The record is from the annotation of a GenBank genome assembly.